This is a messenger RNA of Homalodisca vitripennis (glassy-winged sharpshooter), 851 nucleotides long. RefSeq lists its product as uncharacterized. The transcript has 2 exons. The record is from RefSeq and is a predicted model, not a curated record. Bases 1 to 765 code for a protein of 254 amino acids. NCBI's taxonomy places the organism in Eukaryota, Metazoa, Arthropoda, Insecta, Hemiptera, Cicadellidae.
AUGGGUGUACAAUUGUACUACACGCCUGCACCGAAACGAAAGAAAAUUAAGUGCCGGUUUACUGCCAGUGCGAAAAAGGGAACUUUCUUUGAAAGCGCACAUUUACCAUUGACGGACAUUUUUUGUAUUGUUGCGUCAAUAUUGUGUCUAGUGCCGCCGCGACAAGAUUACCUGAAAAAGAACUUUAAUAUUAGUUCAAAAACAGCUGUAGACUGGUAUUCGUUUUGUCGGGAGGUAUUUGUUGACCAUGUGGCCAAUAAUGAUGUUACAUUAGGUGGAGUUGGACACAUUGUGGAAAUUGACGAGGCAAAAUUUGGUAAAAGAAAAUAUAAUAGAGGAAGACUUAUUGAAGGGCAGUGGGUGUUUGGUGGUAUAGACCGUACCACACAUGAAACAUUUUUAGUGCCGGUAGAGAAAAGGGACAAGGAAACUCUCUUAAAAGUAAUAAAAGAAAAAAUUGAACCGGGAAGUACCAUUAUUAGUGAUUGUUGGCGUGCGUACGACUGCUUGGAGGACGAGGGGUUUGUGCAUGAGACAGUUAACCACUCAAAGGAGUUUGUGGACCCACGCACUCACGCCCACACAAAUACUAUCGAGCGGACGUGGAGAAGUGUAAAAGACAAAAUUCCGCGUUACGGCAGGAAAAAAACUCAUUUUGUGGGGUAUUUGGGUGAAUACCUUUUUAAGGCGAAAUACCCAAACCUCAAUGAGCGGAUCCACCAUUUCUGGGUUGCGGCUGCAAAACUGUACCCACCUGAACAUUAAGGUAAGUGAUAAGUUACUUAAGUGACUAGUACGUUAAUCCUGUCAACGAUGCCUGCCCGCUGCGCAGUGCUGCGCACUGCUUGCUC